CGAGGCCGGAGGGAUAGCGCCUGCGCAGUAGGACCCCAUCGCGAGUCUCCAGGCAGAGGGAAACCUAGCAACAGUUAGGGGCCUGCGAUCCUUUCCACAGAGAGAAUCAGCCGUCCACUCCAGGGCUUCCCUUUGAGUGGGACCGCCCGGCGUCUCUUUAGUGACACUCCCCGGCACAGAGCCCGCCCACUGCACGCGCUGAACCUCCGCUUCCGCCUGGGUUUCCCAAAGAGCAAGAUGGCGGAGGAGCCGGAGUCGGGGCUGCAGCUCCCUCCGUCUACUGUGGCUGAUGGCGAUGGCCCUACAGAGGUCUCCCCAGGAACAGUCACCCCGGAGCCCCCGUCUUCCGCUGCAGUCUCUCCCGGAACUGAGGAACCUGCCGGCGACUCCAAAAAGAAAAUUGACAUCCUGCUAAAGGCUGUGGGAGACACUCCCAUAAUGAAAACAAAGAAGUGGGCUGUAGAGCGGACCCGAACUAUCCAAGGACUCAUUGACUUCAUCAAAAAAUUCCUUAAACUUGUGGCCUCGGAGCAGUUGGUAUGGCAGCAGUGUUUAUUUAUGUUAAUCAGUCCUUUGCCCCUUCCCCAGAUCAAGAAGUUGGGACCCUCUAUGAGUGCUUUGGCAGUGAUGGUAAACUGGUCCUACAUUACUGUAAAUCUCAAGCAUGGGGCUGAACUUUGCAGUAAAAGAUCUUGAUAACAUGAAGCUUCACAAAAGAAACAACUCCAAAAUGUUUUGAUACUUGUGACAAGAGACUGGAGGAUCUGAUUGACUCAGCAUGUAUCAGCUGUGACCAUGUUUGUGCAUAGGAAUCCGUGGAGUGGCCCAACUCACAAAAUGUGAAUUGCAUUACUACAAAAAUCAUCGUGGGUGACUGGCACGAAGGGAUACUCGUUACUACAGCGGCUACUCUGGGUCUCUCUCCAAUAUAUUCGAGAAAAAGGCCAGUAGAGCACUUUGACCAUUUUCAGAAUGAUUGGAGUUGCUUACCAAUAGAACAAGUGCUCUGCUGAUUUCUCUAUUGUAAAAAUCAAUUUACUGAAAGGAUGUCUUUGUGUUUUCUGUUGGAGAAGUCAAAUCGAGGUAUGGUGGGGCAUGCCUUUUAAUUUCUCUCCAUUUACAUCUGUAUCUAUAUACUGUGUUAGGAAGUAAAUCUCAUCCACCUGUUUGCUGUUAGACCAUACAUAGUCCAGCAGAGGGCAGCCUGGCUCGCAGAAGUUAACUGACCCGCCAGAUGAUAAUUGAGGGGAAAGUUGUUCCUGUUAGUAUCUCGCAGAUGUCAAACCAAAAGGUCGGGUUUGUGGUAAUGCCAGAAGUCUGCUUUAGAGGAGACUGCAUGGUUUAAGCUUGCUUUUUUUUUUUUUAACAGAAGGAAUUCUGAUGGUUGUGACUGGCAUUCUUCCUUUUAUAGUUAUAGUGCCCAGUACACUUGAUAAGUAAACUUGACAGCACUUCUGUGUUUAUUUGGUUUUGUUGUUUUCUUGAGACAUUUAUUUCAAGAGGCAGGUGAGAGGAGAGCACUUUACUGUAUGCAGUGCCAAGGAUUGAGCUCAGGACCCCAUGUUUGCAAGUCUAGAGUUCUACCACUGUUGUCACCUCCUAGGCCACACCUUUGAGUUUUUCAUUAUAGCAUUUUCUAACUGGAAAUGCUUUCAAGUGAGUAAUUGGAAACUUCAGAUCAGUAUUAUGCAUAUCUCAUGUCAUGGCUAAAAGUACAGUUUUCACUGAUGCUGUCAGAUGUAAUUGAAAUGAGAUUCUCCCCCCCUCCCUGUAUUGUACUUAUAAUACAGCAUUGAAAGCAUUCUGGUAAGAACAGAAUGUCCCAAAAGGAUGUAAGGUAUAUAAUAAGAAUUCUGAGUAUUGAUUUCUAAGGUAAUGAGAAUGUAAUUUUUGUGAAAAAACUGUGGAGUACAUGCCAUUUUAUGUUCCUUAAACCCCAAAAUGGCUUUUAUGUUUCCCGAUCAUCCAUGAAGUGUUAUUAAAAGAUGCUAAGGGAAAUUUCUGUUUACAAAGAUAAAAAUCACUAUUCAGCUCACAUAUUUUAUCCAAGGACAAGUUCUUAAAACCUUUGAUGAUCAUUCAUGUCUCUGUGUGAUUAAAUUAAUACAGCUAGUAUUAGCAGUGGGAUAAUCCAGGUUGAACUAGGUACAUUUGCCUUCUAAAACUAGGUUAAAAAAAAACUUACAUAAGUGCUAAGAGCUAGAAAGUACAUUUUCAGGUAAAUGCAUUGGACUUGAGAAGAUAUGCUCUGGGGCUUAACUGUUUACUAGAGGGUAUAAAUACAGACAGAAAUGUGUAUUUAACAAAUAAAGAUGUUACUUUUACAUCA
This is a messenger RNA of Erinaceus europaeus (western European hedgehog), 2329 nucleotides long. It is a transcript of the gene ATG12, whose product is annotated as autophagy related 12. Gene Ontology annotation, cellular component: cytoplasm; Atg12-Atg5-Atg16 complex; phagophore assembly site membrane. NCBI's taxonomy places the organism in Eukaryota, Metazoa, Chordata, Mammalia, Eulipotyphla, Erinaceidae. The transcript is spliced from 4 exons. Gene Ontology annotation, biological process: nucleophagy; autophagosome assembly; C-terminal protein lipidation. The record is from RefSeq and is a predicted model, not a curated record. Bases 238 to 696 code for a protein of 152 amino acids.